CCCUAGGAGGAGCGGCCUCCGGGGCCCCGCGGACCCAGACUCCUGCGAUUCCGGGGGUCGGCCGGGGCCAGUCGUUCAUCACUGAAAAUGCACGUUUAAAGCUGUACAGUGUGAAGGCCAUGUGAGGACAGUGAGAAGGUGGCCACCUGCAACCCAGAGGGAGAACAUCAACCCUCCUGGCACCUUGAACUUGGACCUCCAGCCUCCAAAACCGUGAGGAAGAUGUUCUGCUGUCUAAGCCACUCAGCCUGUGGCAUUUUGCUCUUGCAACGCAGCUGAAACAGGGAGAAAGUCUUUGAUGGGUAGUAGCAAAGUCUGACCAAUUCCUGUGAUGGAAGGUGCAGUAGGACAGUAAGAGAGCUAUGGGGCCUCUUUUUUAAUGGAAAGUCUCAAACUCACAAAAGCAGAGAGGACCUAACAAACCCCACAUGCCCAUCAGCCAGCUUCAGCAAUUCCGGCCAGCUUCGGGCCCUUCGCCGGCCCCAAGCACACUCAGGCCCAGCGCCCUAUCUGGCAUUCCCUCCAUGAAGCAGAUGCCCUUGGGCCCGCCACCAGGCCUCCGUGGCAGUGGAGACUCGCACUGCUUAGGGCAGACAGUGCGGAGACGGUUCUCAGUGUAGUAAGCACAGAGACGGAUGUACAGACGCAAGGGCUCUCCUGUACCUGCGUCAGGGAUGUGAGGUCACGACUGCCUGCAUGGAGGUGCUGCAGUCACCCUGUGACCACGAGGGACAAGCUAAGAGAACUGAAAGAUCAACUGAAAUUGGCAAGCUUCUGAGUUCCUACUUGGAAAAGAAAAGGGAGGUGGAGGAUCACUCGGUGCACCUGCUUUUCUCUGCGAACCGCUGGGAACACGUGCCGCUGAUUAAGGAGAAGCUGAGCCAGGGCGUCACCUUGGUCGUGGACAGGUACGCCUUUUCCGGGGUCGCCUUCACCAGCGCCAAGGAGAACUUCUCCCUGGACUGGUGCAAGCAGCCGGACGUGGGCCUCCCCAAACCGGACCUGGUCGUGUUCCUGCAGCUGCAGCUGGCAGAGGCCGCCGUGAGGGGCGAGUUCGGCCGUGAACGCUACGAGAGCAGCCCUUUCCAGCAGCGGGCGCUGCAGCGCUUCCAGCAGCUCCUGGGAGACUCGAGUCUGCCCUGGAAGGUGGGCGCGGUACCCGGGCCCUCCUGGGGCCAGCGCUUCUGGUCCUGGGGUUGGUGCAGGACGUGGGUCGGUGCCCUGAUGCUGGCCCAGGGCCCAGGCUCCAGGGCAGCCAUCCCGUGCGGGGGACCCUGUACCGAGCUGGCCGUCCAGCGGGCUCCCGUCCCCUGCCGGACGUCAGCCGCGCGAGGCCAGCAUCUAGAACGCCGAGUCCGCAGGUGUCAGGCCGCGGCACUUUAGCUCCCAUGUAACUGGGUCGAGCGUGGGGCCUUCCAGCCCCUCCAUGUUGACUCCAGGCACCAGGUGGCCCGCACCCGCCACAGCUGCCACCUCCCCGCUCUCCGUCCCCGCAGCCUGGCGCCCGCCCCCCUCAGGGCAUGUGACCUGGCGCUCCGGCCCCUCCUCCCUGCACGUGCCCGCCUGGCACGGCCGCCGCUCCUCUUAUGCUGGCAGUGUCCUCGCCACUCGGGCAGGUUCCGGGGUUGGGGUUCUCGGUUCUGGCACCUCGUGCUUCUCCCUCGCCAUCCAGCUGUGCCUUCCCGCUGUCCUGCUCUGGGUGGUGCUGGUUUGUGGCCAGGGCCGGGGCUCCUCUGUGUGCAGAUCCGAAGUACACCCUUGACCUUUCCAUUUGUCUCCUGUGUGCUCAGUGGGGUGGAAGGAAGGGCGUGUCCUUCCCCAGAUGGAGGCUGCAGCGCGGUGCCUCAGAGCCCCAUCAUCUCUCUGCUGGCUGGUUCUAUCAGCUACUGAAUUCCAGAGUUUUCCUCUGUUUCUUUGGCUGUGCCACGUGGCCUGUGUGUGGGAUUAUUUCCCCGACCAGGGAUCGAACCCCUGCCCCCUGCAUUGAGAGCACUGGACUGCCAGGGAAGUCCCUCUCUGUUUUUUUUUAACGAGUUCUACAUGGUGUAAGUUCCUCUUGAUUUAUACUACAUUUCAGCACCUGCUAGGAACACGACAAGACUUAACAACAUCAGGAACGUGGAAGGGGAAGGCCAGCCGGCGCUCUCCUCUUCUUCCUGCACUGAGUGUUCAUCUUGUCUCGUUUCCCGCGGCUUUAAGAACUUCCUUUAAUGUUUCCUGUAGGGCAGGUCUCCUGGCAUAGCAUUCUCAGCUUUUGUUUAUCUGAAAAUUUAUUUUUCUUAGUAUUUUUCAAAUUUUUAAAGCGGUCACAAACUUACAGAAAAGUUGUAAGUAGGAUACAAGGACCUCUUCCCCAGGACCAUUUGAGAAUAAAUUAGUACCUGACACCCCCUCCCUGUCAAAAUGGGGCCAGUCACAUGGAUCCGCUUCUACAGCCUGACCCCCCUGGUCCCACUAGUGACCCUUGUAACAAAGGACGCAGUUCACAGGCACAUCUCUCUGGUCUCCAGCCUGUGACUUUCUCACCCUCGACUUUUUUGAAGGUCGCAACAGUCGCUUUGUAGCCGAACCUCAGAUUGACUUUGUGAUUGGAUCAGGUCGUGUGUCCUUGGUGGGCUGUCGCUGCCCCGUCACGGGCUGCGCACCUUUGGUGUGUCGCACUCCAGCGACGCUCCCCUUGACCUCUGGGUCAAGUGGUUCACGGUGAAGUCACUCGGCGUCCCUCUGUGAGGUGGUGCUUUGAAACCACGUAAAA
Molecule: messenger RNA, 2755 nt
Organism: Physeter macrocephalus (sperm whale)
Lineage: Eukaryota; Metazoa; Chordata; Mammalia; Artiodactyla; Physeteridae
Gene: DTYMK
Product: deoxythymidylate kinase
Exons: 5
Coding region: 697-1383 (228 amino acids)
Biological process (GO): dTDP biosynthetic process; dUDP biosynthetic process; dTTP biosynthetic process
Cellular component (GO): cytoplasm; cytosol; nucleus
Molecular function (GO): dTMP kinase activity; ATP binding; nucleoside diphosphate kinase activity
Source: RefSeq, a predicted model, not a curated record